GAUAUUUUAUAGAUUCUUUGAAAUUUUCUGUAUAAACAAUCAUGAAGUCUUCUUAACUGGCAUUAUCUACUAAAGUUAAACAUGUGACCCAGCAAUUUUAGUUUACUUGGUAUAUUUGCAAUAUAAAUCAGUACUUACAACCAUCAAAAGAUAUGCAAAAGAUUGCUCAUAGCAGCUUGAGUUAUAAUAGCUCCCAAGGUGAAACAACUCAAAUGGCUAUGAACAGUAGAGAGCAUAAAUAAGUUCUGUAUAUCUAUGUGAUAGGAUACUAGGCAGCAGUGGGAGAGAAUGAAGCCCUGCUACGUGCAACAGCGUGGAUGACUUUCACGGGCACUGCGGUGAGACCAAUAAGCCAGACAAAAGAGCGUACAUUAUGUGAUUCCAUUUUUAUAAUGUUCAAAAGCAGACAAAAGCAGUUUAUGUUAUUAGAGAUCAGAAGAGUCGUCACCCUCGGAGCAAGGUAUUCAUUGGAAAGGAACACAAAAAAGCGGGCCUUCUUUGGUUCUGAAAGUGUUUUCAGUCUUGACAUGGAUGGUAGUUUCACGGGGAUUUUCAUGAGAAUCACUGAGCUGCACACUUAGUAUUUGUGCAUUACGGAUGGGGAUGGAGGAGAUUGGACGACCUCAUACGGAGAUAGUGAUCUUGGAGGUCACCGAGGGAGGGCAAAUGAUUACAGAGAGAUGAGGGACGAGAACAGCCCCCCAGAGGGCACUAGCCUGAGUGAGAGAGUCCCACCAAAGUGUCUGGGUAGGAUGGCCAGGGUCGUUUGGAAAGAACAAGUAUUGCCAAAAUAACAUCAGACACUGAAGGGCAAGCUGAGGCUGACAUGUACGACGCUGAUACCCGUGAUUAACAGAAGCUGGCUCAUGUUUCCAGCAAAGACGGAAGGGCCAGACCAGACUGAAAUUCUUGGGAGAAGCCACUCUUGACAUCCCACAGGCAACUGAAAAUAAACUGCAGUCCUUCCUAUCCCUGGAACUUAGGAGAAACACCAUGCAUGGUUGGGUUGUCUGGAGGACGCAAAUGCCACAUUUGCGCAUACGGCUAGCUCCAGUCCACACCCUAAAGAAGGCCAUGUUCGAAUGGGGGACUAAACAACAGCAGGUUAUAUCUGAGUCGCAAAAAGCAGUAGCUCUACCAUGCCCUUGGCCCUGAUGAUCCCCACUCAGUUAUGACUCUGGAAGAAUCUGUGAGUCACACUUUGCAGACCGGAGCUCAUGGCUAAAGCCCGUGAGUGCCGCCCAGUGGCAAACACUGGGAUUUUGGACCAGGACGGCUCCAGACCCAGCGGUGAUGGUACACACCGUCUGAGAGCCAGUCACCAGUUGCUGUUGGGCAUUGAGUGCGAGUGUCCCUGAGACUGAGGACGUAAAAUGGUCCUGAAGCUGGAGAUACCCAUAAUGUCUUGGGCGAUGUCAGAGAAACACUGCGAUACGGAGGGAGUUCCAUGAUGACCCGGAAAUGGACACUCGGGAACACGCUGCCUGGGGGUGGGAGGACCGGUUCCUUGUAUUCACGCGCUGGGAGCCUCUUCGCCUAUGGCUGGCUUUAGGGCCAUAUGCAGAGUGGCCAGGUACUGCUGCCGCGCGGACAACUUCCUAUGACCAUCGCUUGAUUGACCAACCGUAAGAGUCUUGGUUCAGGGAGGGAAGCAUCCUGUCCCGGCACUCCAGGAGGCUGUAAAUGGGUCCUGAUGGGAAGAGACACUCCGGAUAAGGCUUUGCACACCUGACGGUAGGUGAAAAUGCUGAAACACUGUAAAAAGACUGGAAAUAAGAUACUGUACCGAUUUGGACCGCGGAGCUACAUUUCUUCAAACCAGGGAACACGCCUUACAGCCCACGGUGUCCAACAGUGGGCAAAGAGACACCGUAUCCGGUGGAUACAUCAUGUAGCAUUUCAUCCUCAGAGUAGUGGUUUGAUGGGGAGUUGGAACGGGUUGUCGAAACACUUGUUUAAAGGGUACGUAGCACUGGCUCCCUCUCAGCAUGAGGGAGGCCAGGAGAGGGUCCCUACUCAGUAGCCCCCUCCUUUGCUGGGGGAGGGGGAGGGGAGAUGCAGUUCUCAACUUUCCUUUUCCUGUGCAGUGGUCCUGGGACCAGGGCUGCCACUGCAGGUACUGGAAGCAGGGAAGGCCCCUCAGCAAGAACCUAUAAGGGUGCUUUAAACCUUUAGGCCAGAAUUUCCGAGGGAGAUGGGGUGAAUUGUGCCCCAUUGUCUCUGGAAGCAUUGGAGCAGGCGGGGAAUGCAGUGGUGUGGUCGCUGGUUGAGGAGGCCCAUGGACUCUGCCCUUGGGUGCCCCCCCAUGUUGGGGGAGCUGGCUGAGGGGGAGGCCCUUGCUGACUGGCAUUGCUGCCAGGAUUCUGGAGUAGCACAGGGGCUGAAACUAAUGUCCCUUGCAAAGGUGGAAAAGUUUGGACUAAAAUCGAUGACAAAUGGAGAGAAAGAAAGAUAAUACCUGAGGGCAAAGGAAUGCAUAAAUGUCAUCUGCAAGGAGGGAAGUCCAGAUAGCCUCCCAAAUUGGACACGGGAGACCCCCUGUGACUUUGAGAGAACAAACAUUUCUUGGACAGUGCCAACGUAAAAGAAAACGUGAACGAGCAAGACUGAUAAGGGAGAAGGCAUCUCUCCAUUAAUAAGGAGUAACUUCCCUCUAUCAGCACCAUGGACCAACUUAGGUCACACGUCUACCUGAAGCUGAACUCUCUCUGAGGCAACACUGUGAGCUGGUUUUCUGAAUUCUGGGUUCUUGUGCAUCUGUUGAGGGCAAAUGGGUGUAACAACCACGCUUAGUAAACAGGCUUAGACUAGUUAAUACUCUCCCAGGAGUUAGGAACAGGUGGUCUUGCCCCAAGUCCCAUGGACUCAGUAGGGAAGGGAUGGGCCCCCAGACAGACUGGUGCCCAGGACUUCUGUUCAUCAGAAGAAAUUAGUGAGAGGAUGAAGAAUGGAGAAUAUACCAAUAUACAGAGUGGAGAAUAUACUUGUAAUACAAAUAAAUUACCAAAAACACCUGAAGUUAUGAACACAGAAUUCAAAUCAAUGAAAGAAAUACAGUGAGUUCAAUUAAAAACAAGUAAAAGACUUAAGUCUUUCACCAGGGGGUAAGAGGAUGGGGGGAAGGAGGGGAGGGAUGAACUGGGAGACUGGCAGUGACACAUACACACUACUAUAUAUAAAAUAGGUGGCUGAUAAGGACCUACUGUGUAGCACAGGGAGCUCUUCUCAGUGCUCUGUCAUGACCCAUAUGGGAGAAGAAGCUAAAAUGUGUGGCUACAUGUAUAUGUGUAACGGAUUCACUUUGCUGUGCACCUGAAACUAUCACAACAUUGUAAAGCAACUAUAUUCCAAUAAAAAUUAAAAAAAAACAAGUAAAAGACUUAAGUAGGGGCUUCCCUGGUGGCGCAGUGGUUGAGAGUCUGCCUGCCAAUGCAGGGGACACGGGUUCGAGCCCUGGUCUGGGAGGAUCCCACAUGCCGCGGAGCAACUAAGCCUGUGUGCCACAGCUACUGAGCCUGCACUCUAGAGCCCGCAAGCCACAACUACUGAGCCCAUGUGCCACAACUACUGAAGCCUGCGUACCUAGAGCCCAUGCUCUGCAACAAGAGAAGCCACUGCAAUGAGAAGCCCGCGCACCACACAGAAGAGUGGCCCCUGCUCACCGCAACUACAGAAAGCCCGUGUGCAGCAAUGAAGACUUGAUGCAGCCAAAAAUAAAAUAAAAUAAUAGAUAAAUAAAUUUAAAAAAAAGACUUAAGUAGUUGUUUCUGAAGAAAGAGAGCCAGCUGGACGCUAAGUGUAUGAGCAGGGGCCCAACUUUACCUGCAGCUAUAGGGAAAUGCACGCUGAUGUAAGAAGACAUCAUCCAAGUGGACAAGAACAUAAAAAUGUGAGCUCGAUCCACACUCUUCGUUAGUUGGUUAGCUUCUAUUGCGUGGACGUAGUACAAUUUGCUUAUUAAAGGACAUCUGAGUUAUUUCCAGCUUUUAACGGUUAUGAAAAGAGCUGCUGUAAACAUUCGUGCAUAGGUUUUUGUGCAAAUAUACUUAGCUUUAUAAGAAACUGCUGAGCUGUUUCCCAGGGUGGCGGUACGACCAGAGUUGCAGCGGCACCAGCAGUGUCCGGGAGUUCCAGUCUCCCUGCAUCCUGGCCAGCGGUGAGGUUGUGGCUAAUGGAGGUGCACACUUUCUCCUGUGCUUUUGGCCGUCCUUUUAUCCUCUUUGAUGAAGCGUCUGUCCGCCCAUUUUGUAAUCGGCCGUCCUUUUUUCAUUCCAUUGGCUUUCCCGAGAGCAGGAAAGUCACUGGCAAGUUGGGGUAUUUCUUUACAAGCAUGACAACCUCCCUCUGCAUGCUCCUCCCCAUGUCCAAGCUCGGUGAUUCUCCAUCAAGGGCAGCCCCAGACUCGCUGGGCAAGCACAGGUCUCUAGGUCACUCCUGUUCUCCAGCCAACACAAAACCAUCUUCUGGAAACGUUUGCAAGACGGGCCUGUUUAGGCUGAGACUAACACAAUGGUGUGUGUGUGUUGAUUACAUAGAUGGGGGAAAGGUUCUUAUGCCAGAAACUCAAAUUUCCCUGCCCCUUUGUGAGUAAUAACAUCCAUGAACCCUGAGGUAGGGCAGGGUCCCCACCGAGUCCAUCGCCCCGGACCACGCCGCGGUCAUGGCACAUGCAGCACCCCUGCCCCCAAGCCGGAGUCAUACCCCUCCCCAGCUCCAAAGGAAGGGGUAGCGUAGGUCUUGGUAAGGACAGUGCUGUGUGGCUGGAGACUGAGUGGAUUGGCGAGGAAGCGCGGUCAGGGGCCAGGACACCUGGACAGGGCACAGGGAGUGUCAGCAGCGAAGCCCAGCGGGGCUGUGCCCCCAGCAGACGUCACGAGCAGGACCGGAGGCCCGGGACGGGAGGGGAGAUUCCGCGCUAGUUGGUGAUGUGGGCAGUUACAUCUCCGUGGAGGGGUGAGUGGACCCUGGAGCCCCGCAUCUGUGCGCGAUGGGGAAAUGGCCAACAGCCGUUCUUCCGGCGCCGCCUUUGAACAGGCAGAUGUCAGAGCCAGGCCGGCUGCUUCAGGACAGGCCAGGCCACGCUGGGGGCGGCCCGCUCCGGGCCCAGUGGGCAGAGAGGAGAGACGCCCGGCCUGCGGUGGGCUCGGGGAGGCCAGGGACACCCGCGGCUCUCCAGGUAGGUUUCCGUGGGGUCCUGCCCCUCGGUGAAGUGGCCGGUCUGGCUGCCUCUGGACCUCGUCCCUCGGAGGGAAGUGUUUGGGGCGGGGCCGGGGUUGAGAGGUCCCUGAUCUCACAAGGUGGGGGCUUCCUCCCCGCGUGCUUCACCCCACUGCACCCCGCAUCUCCAGCAUCCUCCCCCCUGAGCUCUGAAGUUCUCCACCGAGGGGCACCCUUGCCACCGCCCACUUCGUCCUCCCCCCAGGAGACUCCUCCCACUCUAGGAACAUGCGGGAACCCCUGCCGAAGGUCUGCUUGUCCCUGCCCGCCACCCCAAGCUACUUACAGGAUGCUCUCCAUCUCUCUCCCCAACACAUGCCUGCCUGCCCGGGCCCCCUCCCGUUCCCUCCUGUCCUCACAAGGAGUCUGCUGAAACGGGACAUGGAGGGACGUUUCCAGACAGGAACACUCUUUGUGUCUAUUCGCCGUUUGCUGCAAAGCCAGAGCGGGUGUUGGUGGGAGAGGGGGGCGCAGGCUGGUGCUGUCUCCACUUUGCUCACGUCCCUUGUCGGGGUGCCCUGAGUCUCAGUGCAAGGGACCCCCGAUUUGGGGGAGAGCUACCCCCACCGCCACCCCUCCAGCCCCGCAUCCUCUCCUCCGGCCCCCGCCUCCUCCCCUCCGGCCCCGCAUCCUCCCCUCCUGCCCUGCAUCCUCCCCUCCGGCCCCCACAUCCUCCCCUCCUGCCCUGCCUCCUCCCCUCUGGCCCCCGCAUCCUCCCCUCUGCUCACCCGGCUCCGGCCCCCUUCCACUGUCUCCCUCAAUCCCACUGUGUCUGGCCCUCAUGUAAACUUCCACUGAUCCCCUCUCUGAUGAGGCUGGAAAUGACCACACAUUUCCCUCAUAACUGGGAACUUUGAGAGCAACAAGAAAUGCAGAGGAACCUAAGAGUCACUUCCUUGAAACACUCUGCUCCGGCCCAGCAGACUAAGGGCUGCUGCGCAUCUCAGCGUGAAAGCCAGUGGCUUCCCCAUGGCCCACGAGGUUCUGCUGACGUCCCCCCUUCCUUGGUGACAGAGCCCCCAACCACUGCUCUGUGUCACUCUGCUCCAGCCAGGCUGUGUCCUUGCUGCCCUCCACGCACCCAGAGGUGCCCCGGUGUCCCCCCCUCCCCCUGUAGCCCCCUGGCCAAUCCUCACCCCGUAGGGACUUUGCCCCUGGGUCGGUGUCGCCUUCUCACUGACACUUGCUCCCCACGGCCCUAACCCGGACCCGCCUUCCGGUCUCACUCUCCACCUCCGUACAUCCUAAGCAGCUUAUCUGCGUGUUAUGAGUGGUGUUUACUGUCCUGUCUGCUUCCCUGCCCUCCCUAGAACUUACAUUUCAUGGAGGCAGAAGUUUCCGACUGUUUUCUCUCCCCAUCGACCCCAAGUACCUUGAAACCAUCACUUCCCAAUAGUGGGCGCUCAGUAUCAGAUGGAUGGAUAAGUAGGGGCCCCUCCCCUGCUUCCUCCGUGAGGUCUGAACAUUGCGACCCUACUCACUGGGUCUCUACAUGGUGGUCCCUCAGAUCCAACACGUCCCAAAACAAGGUCUUCCUCCUCCUUUCUCUCACAAGUGUGCACCUCCCUUCUGCACCCAAAUCCUGAGCUCUCCCUUUGGGGGCAUCUCAUAGCAGCGCUGGGAGCCCUCGGGAGGAGAUCACAGCUGAGACCUGACGGACGCCCAAGUUCCGCUGGUGACGGGGCGGCAGGGCUACCUGAGGUCAGCAAGGGGCUCUCAGGGACUGAACGUGAUUCCUCGGGCAGGACGGGGACAGACAGGAGCGAGGGGGCAGCAGAGGGCUUUGCUCAGGAGAGCGGCGUUUGGACGGAUGCGGCUGGGAGAGGGAUCUGCGUGCAGUUCUCUGCCCCGCGCAGGGUGGACCAGAUGGAGUCAGGGACUGUGGAGGAGGACCAGUCAGAGUUUUGGUUACGAUCAUUCCGGUGCGGUGAUGGAGCCCGAAUUCGCGGUGGCUGGAGGAAGCCCACGAGGGUGGCGGCAAGGGAGCCUGCUGGAGAGACGUGAGGCUGUGGGAGGGGUGGGACCGGCCUUGUCUUAGCCACGGGGGUAAGGAGAGCCGAAGCUUGGUGUCCGCCCGGGCAGCGGGGUAGAUGGUGGUGCCCUGGUCCGAGAUGAACACGAGGAGGGCGUGGACUCCAGGGCCCGUGGAGGCCUCCUUUCAUCGGCUGGACGCACGGGUGGGAUCUGCAGACAGACAGGGCGGUGCGGGCGUCAUCUGGUGGAGACUGGAGGUGGGUGGCUUUGCUGAGUGUGGACAGUGAGAGCAGAAGGCUGGGGCCACAGCACCAAAUGCGGAGGCGAGGCGAGUGGAGACGGAACGAAACAUCCCCCAGAAAUUAGGGAAGGGCUGGUUACUGGCAUCUGGGGGGCCACCGGUCCGCGGCGCGUGGGGACAGAAGCCAGGUGGCUGCGGGCCGAGGGGGCAGGAACCCAGACCAUGGCUGCCCGUGAGCAUUGAUGGACGAGAGGGGUCCAGGCGUGACAGAGAUGCCAAGUCGGGGGGACGUCUGGGGACUCAGCGGAGACAGGGGCAAACAGGAGAGCCCGGAGGAGAGAGGGCGGGAAGCAUGUGCCCAAGGAGACUGGUUGCGGGGCGUGAGCAGAGCUGCAGGGGUGGCUCGGCUCUGAGGCAGGAGCCCCGCACCCCACAGCUGGAGUCAGACCACAAAGGAGCUGCAGGUGCUGCCCGCUGAGAGGGCCAUUCUCGCCCUGCCCAAGGGUCCAGCCCUUCCGGGUGCACGGGGACAUGGAAGCUGCCCCAGCCCUUCCAACUGUUCAGGAGAAGCAAGAAAUCUGUGCUUCUGUGUGGAAUGUGCUGAUUUUCCAAAACGAUGAUCAAAGUGAGGGUGUAGGGCUUCCCUGGUGGCGUAGUGGUUGAGAGUCCGCCUGCCGAUGCAGGGGACGCGGGUUCGUGCCCUGGUCCGGGAAGAUCCCACAUGCCGCGGAGCGGCUGGGCCUGUGAGCCACGGCCCCUGGGCCUGCGCGUCCGGAGCCUGUGCUCUGCAACGGGAGAGGCCACAGCGGUGAGAGGCCCGCGUACUGUAAAAAAAAAAAAAAAAAAAGUGAGGGGUGUAAAGAGUUUUCUGUUAUAAAACGUGUAGGAUAAAAAGGGUCGUAAUAACUCAAUGGUGUCUGGGAGGGACCUGCAGCGUUGCUCAGGCUUCAUUUAAAUUCUCCCUCUGCCCCGCCAUGAAACCUGCCCCCCAGGUAUUCUUAAAAUGUUGCUCAUCUAAAUCUUUCACUUAUUCUCUAACAACCAAAGCCCAAAGGAAACCGAGGAGCAGGCAGGCCCCUGGCGAGUGGAUUAUGCCUCCACGCUUGCCGGCCAUGCUCUCUGCUCCACUGGUGUCCGUGGACAAGGAGGCUGGGACUGCUGGGCUGCAAGUACUGAUGCUUUAUCCAGCGGAAGUUUGCUUUCUGAUGUAACAUAGAGAGAAAAGAGUCAUUUCGUUUUUUAACAAAUAUUUAACCUACGACCUUGGCAUCACUUAUUAAGCAAUCCACCCUUUCCUCACUAAUUAUAUCCCAUGAGCUCUGAGUUAGGACUUUCUACACUGUUUCCACACUGGCCCAUUGACUAAAUGGCAGUACUCGUUAUUUUUAACAUUUAUUUUAUUAAACUAUUAGUUGCAUUUUAUUGUAUUUUCUUAUCUCCAAAAUAGCCAGUCCACUUCAUUAAUCCUCUCCUUUCUUUUUCAUGAAUUUUAUUUGCUAUUCCCGUCUGUUCAUACUUGCAGAUGAUUUUAAGAAUUAUUUCAUUCUGUUCUUUUAAAUUAAUUUAUUUGUUUUUAUUUUUGGCUGUGUUGGGUCUUCUUGCUGUGCACGGCUUUCUCUAGUUGCGGUGAGCGGGAGCUACUCUGUUGUGGUACGCGGGCUUCUCAUUGCGGUGGCUUCUCUUGUUGCAGAGCGCGGGCUCCAGGCGCACGGGCUCAGUAGUUGUGGCACGCGGGCUCAGUAGUUGUAGCUUGCUGGCUCUAGAGCGCAGGCUCAGUAGUUGUGGUGCACGGGCUUAGUUGCUCUGUGGCAUGUGGGAUCUUCCCGGACCAGGGCUCGAACCCGUGUCCCCUGCACUGGCAGGCGGAUUCUUAUCCACUGUGCCACCAGAGAAGCCCUUCAUUCUGUUUUAAGAAAAAUAAAAUUUGGUGAGAUUUCAACUAUAAUCAAAUUAAAUUUUAAAAUCCAUUUGGAAAUAUUGAUAGCUUUACAAUAUAUUUUUCUCAUCAAGGAACGUCUUUGUUAUUAAUUGCUGGAUAUAGGAAGACAGUUAUAAUAUCGGUUUUGAAAUCCCUUAAUUAUAAUAAGGUUCUGGAUUUUCUAAGUUAAAAGCCAUGUUAUUGGAUAGGGAGGCUGGGAGGGAUACGCAAGAGGGAGGGGAUAUCGGGAUAUAUGUAUAUGUAUAGCUGAUUCCCUUCAUUAUACAGGAGAAACUAACACACCAUUGUAAAGCAGUUAUACUCCAAUAAAGAUGUUAAAAAAAUAAAAUAAAUAAAAGCCAUGUUAUCUGGAAAUAAUGAGAAUUUUGUCUACUUUCUCCUUUUUGUAGUAGGUAGCAGAGGGCAGUGUUGUUGUGUAGUGGUGGUUAAGAAGAAGACUCAUCUUCAUCUGAUCUCAGUGGGACGGGAGUGAUGCUGGUGUCAACCACAGGGAUGUUACAGGCUGUUGGUUAAGAGAUUAUUAUUAUUUUUUUACCUGAUGUCAUGAUUUAUCAGAAGCCAUUGCUAAAAGAAUCUACAACAAAUGGUACUGAGAUUUUUUUGGUUUUAAAUUUUUAUUGGAGUAUAGUUGAUUUACAAGGUUGUGUUAGUUUCAGGUGUACAGCAAAGUGAUUCAGAUAAAUAUAUAUAUACUGUGUAUAUACAUAUAUCUAUUCUUUUUCAGAUUCUUUUCCAUUAUAGGUCAUUACAAGAUAUUGAGUAGAGUUCCCUGUGCUGUACAGUAAGUCCUUGUUGUUUGCCUAUUUUAUAUAUAGUAGUGUGUACCUGUUAAUCCCAAACUCCUAAUUUAUCCCCCCCCUUUCCCCAUUUGUAACCAUAAGUUUGUUUUCUGUGUUGAGUCAGAGAUUAUUUAUAUAUGAAAAUAAACCCCUUAUUUGGGGAUGACAAAUGUAUAACAAGUUUGGAAUGGUUUUUAAUCUAAGCCUUUCCACAGCAGCUGGGCUCUCGUGUGACCAUUUUCGUCACUUUGCCAGCCUGGCAGCCUCCCUGCACUCCGAGCGGCGGCACGCUGGCUUGUCUGCAGCAUGUGCCCUCCUCAUGUGCUGCUGGGUGCUACUUGCUGGCUUUUUAUCUGACUUUUGUAACUAUAGUAAAAAAAAAAAAAAAAGAAAAUUGGCAUAGAGUUCUCCUUUUGUGCAAAGGAAUUUGCCACUUUGUGAAAUGAAUUGGGAAGAAAUUCCCAUGCCCUGUGACAGUUUACAAAACAUGAGGGAGCUCUGCUCCUGGUAUAAAGGGAAGAUUCGUGCUGCUGAAGCAUCUGAGGCCACUGGCUUUCUCUGAAGCAACCCGAACAAUUCUUGUGUUUAUAUUGUCGUGAUGUUGAGGUUUCUGUCUUCACUUGCCAGUGUUCUCGGAAAGUGGUGACUUUGAGGCUCUAACACUGACCAUUGCAUGACCGACUGCCUUUAGGAAUCGCCUAGGCUCUUGGUGUGUCAUUUUCCUCAUCUGUAAAAUGAAGCUAUAAAAAGAACCACUGGGCUUCCCUGGUGGCGCAGUUGUUGGGAGUCCGCCUGCCGAUGCAGCGGACUCGGGUUCGUGCCCCGGUCCGGGGGGAUCUCACGUGCUGCGGAGCGGCUGGGCCCGUGAGCCAUGGCCGCUGAGCCUGCGUGUCCGGAGCCUGUGCUCCGCAAGGGGAGAGGCCACAGCAGUGAGAGGCCCGCGUACCGCAAAAAAAAAAGAACCGCUGCGUAAAUCUUUGCCUUUUCUUCUGGCCAAUACUGUUUAUUUUGUGAACUUUCAUUUUAUAGCCUGUUAGAAUAGUGUCAGGGGGCAACCAGAAACUCUAACUGUCCAUCUUAACAAUUCCAAAUUUCUAGCCCACACCCAUAUGGGUUCACUUUUUUCUCUUGUUGACAUCCCUCGGGAAGAGCCGCAGCCCUGGUGUUUGAGGACCCGGUGUGCACUGGUGCUGCCACGACCUUGGGUAAGGCGUUGAACUGUCCACUGUGAGCCUCAGAUUUUCAUCUGAAGAAUGUGAGCCUUGUUCUCCCAGGGCCGUGGUGAGGAUUACAGGGGGGGUUUAUGUGGACACACCUGACACUUGAUAAGGGCUGGGUGCGCCUUUAUGGCAUUGAGGCUGGCUCUGGGGGACCCACCUGCAGGAUGGAGAGAGCGUGCCGGCCACCGGACUGCUCUGGAAACACUGCAUGUAGGAGCCCUGUUUUCAUGCCCCCUUCACUCCCCCAUCACCCCGUCACGUGCUGGACAGGUGGCCUCUCCCUCAGCGACAGGUCCCUCGAGAAUGUUCUGGACUCCUCCCCUCUGCCGCCCAGCCACCCUCUGCCUUCUGUUUUCUCUCCUCCAGAAUCGUGUUGACACCUCCCCUUGCUGUACUCCCUCCAGAUCUUUUUGAUGUUAUGGGGUUUUAUCUUUUUCUUCCUUUACCGUAUUUUAAGGGGGCCUUGACAUGGUGCAAAGACAGACACGUGACCACUCUCCCCUCUUGGCCUGGGAGGCUGCUUCUGCUCCUGCAGACCCCCAGCCCUGUGGAGGGACCACAUGGGUCUGGGGUCUGGUUAAGCUGGCUGCCACACACCCCAGCAUCCCAUGAGCCCUCCUGGUGUCCCUUCCUCUUGUACAAUCGUCUCUGAAACCAGGUGAAAGGCCAAGCACCUACUAGUGUAGAUGACCCCGUGGCGAAGGGCUGUGCAUCCCUAUUGUUGUUAGAUUCCUUGGGAAAGUCUCGGUUAGAAGAGCAAUUAGACGGUUUCAAGAUUGCCUGCGGGAGAAAAAGGGCAGCGUGUUCUGGAGGCCCACGGUCACCAGGAGACCUAGAGCUGCCAUGUUCAGUGGUAAAAGCUUAACUUGGAGACACUUUCUGCUCCCCUGCUGCUCCAGGAGCCAGCUGUCCCCUCCUUGGGCCAAAAUUCACCCCCAGGCUGAGCUGUGCUUUCUUCCCCAGCUGUCCUCGGCCCUCAUCUGGCACGAAGCUGGUUUGCAGCCCUGGGCUCCCCACACGGAAGGAUGAGGGGAGAACGUGACCGAGGUCGGCGCCUUCAUGCUGGUGGGCUUCCUCACGGCCCCGGCUGCCUCCCUCUUCGUGCUGGUGGAGAACCUGGCCGUCAUCCUCACCAUCUGGGGCAGCUCCUCCCUCCACAGGCCCAUGCACUACUUUCCGGGCAUCCUGUCGUCCCUGGAGAUCUGGUACGUGUCUGACACCAUCCCUAAGAUGCUGGACGGCUUCCUCAUGCAGCGGGGAUGCACCUCCUUCGUUGGCUGCAUGACUCAGCUCUACGUCUUCAGCUUCCUGGUGUGCACCGGGCGUGUGCUCCUGGCCUCCAUGGCCUGCGAUGGCUACCAAGCCAUCAUGACCAUGGGGCUGUGCGUCCAGCUGGUGGCCUUCGCCUUCGUGAGUGGCUUCACCAUCCCUGUGAUCAAGGUCUCCUCUACCUCCAGCACCAUGUUCUGUGGCUCCAAUGUCCUGAAGCAUCUCUGUGACAUCUCCCCCAUCCUCACUGCCUGCACGGACUUCUCGACCACCGAGCUGGUCGGCUUCGUCCUGACCUUCAGCAUCCUGGUGUUCCCGCUCGUGGCCACCAUGCUUUCCUAUGGACACAUCACCCCGGCCGUCCCCCGCGUCCCCUCAGACGGCCGUCGGCGAGCCUUCUCCACCCGCGCCUCCUACACGGUCACCACCUUCUACAUGGCCUUGAUAUUCAUGUACGUCUGGCCCCAGGCCAUGGAUUCCCGGAGCUCCAACAAGCUCAUCUCUGCUGUUUACACUGUCCUCACCCCAGUCAUCAACCCCUUGAUCUACUGUCUGAGGAACAAAGAAUUCAAGGAUGCUCUGAAAAAGGCUCUGGACUUAGGUCAACUUUCACAGUAGCACAGUUAAAUGUCCUAUAGUCUAAUCUGUGGUGAUAAUAAAAACACCACCUUAUAGGACACUUUACUUUCUUUAAUAGUGACAAUUUAUGUAAUUAAUUAGUUUAUUUUUGGCUGUGCCACGCAGCUUGCAGGAUGUUCGUUCCCCCACCAGGAAUCGAACCCGCACCCUCAGCAGUGAAAGUGCAGAGUCCUAACCACUGGACCACUAGGGAAUUCCCACUUUAGGUUUUUUAAAGUAAAUUUUUAAAUGAAAUUUAGCAAACCUACAGAGCUGUGAAUAAAUAAUAAGUCUUCAUCCGGAUUUGGUUUCACAAAAGAACCACACUUAUGUCACCAGCACCCGGAUCAAGAGUCAGAAGCUACCCUCACGGCCCGUCCCCAAGAUUUCCACUAUCCAGACUUCUAACACCAGGUACUACUUUUUGACGUUUUUAUGAAUAAAACCAUGAA
Messenger RNA from Orcinus orca (killer whale), 13709 nucleotides. Its product is annotated as olfactory receptor 6B2. Gene Ontology annotation, cellular component: membrane. Gene Ontology annotation, biological process: G protein-coupled receptor signaling pathway. The record is from RefSeq and is a predicted model, not a curated record. Lineage: Eukaryota; Metazoa; Chordata; Mammalia; Artiodactyla; Delphinidae. Gene Ontology annotation, molecular function: olfactory receptor activity.